Messenger RNA from Myotis davidii, 697 nucleotides. It is a transcript of the gene PRXL2A, whose product is annotated as family with sequence similarity 213 member A. The transcript has 5 exons. The record is from RefSeq and is a predicted model, not a curated record. Bases 2 to 697 code for a protein of 231 amino acids. Lineage: Eukaryota; Metazoa; Chordata; Mammalia; Chiroptera; Vespertilionidae.
AAUGUCUUUCCUCCUGGAUCCAAGCUUCCUCUCCGUAGGGAUGUGGUCCAUCGGCGCGGGGGCCCUGGGGGCUGCUGCCCUGGCACUGCUCCUGGCCAACACGGACUUAUUUCUGUCCAAGCCCCAGCGAGCAACCCUGGAGUAUCUGGAGGAAAUAGACCUGAAAACUCUGGAGAAGGAACCAAGGACUUUCAAAGCAAAGGAGCUCUGGGAGAAGAAGGGCGCUGUCAUCAUGGCUGUGCGGAGGCCAGGCUGCUUCCUCUGUCGAGAGGAGGCUGCGGACCUGUCCUCCCUGAAGCCCAAGUUGGAUGAGCUGGGCGUGCCCCUCUACGCCGUGGUGAAGGAGCAGGUCAGGACCGAAGUGAAGGACUUCCAGCCUUAUUUCAAAGGAGAAAUCUUCCUGGAUGAAAAGAAGAAGUUCUACGGCCCCCAGAGGCGGAAGAUGAUGUUCAUGGGGUUCGUCCGGCUGGGCGUCUGGAGCAACUUCUUCCGGGCCCGGAGCGGAGGCUUCUCUGGAAACCUGGAAGGCGUUUGGGCAAAGAACAAAGCAAGUGUUAGUGGUUUCCCAGGAAGAGGGGAGAGAGAGGAGAAGGCCAGAAAGCCGGCCAUGGGGAAGGGGAAGGGGAAGGGGAAGGGGAACGGGAACGGAUCUCACGCCUCACAGUUCACAGGCGAGGGAGUGGCCGCCGGGGCCUGA